This is a messenger RNA of Cydia amplana, 725 nucleotides long. RefSeq lists its product as uncharacterized. The transcript has 4 exons. Lineage: Eukaryota; Metazoa; Arthropoda; Insecta; Lepidoptera; Tortricidae. The coding region runs from base 57 to 623 and encodes 188 amino acids. Gene Ontology annotation, cellular component: dynactin complex. Gene Ontology annotation, biological process: cytoskeleton-dependent cytokinesis. The record is from RefSeq and is a predicted model, not a curated record.
UAACAAAUUAUAUUGGUUUCGUUUUUUUAUAUUGAGUUGUUUCGAUCAUUUCUGAAAUGGAUCCAAUCACAGUUUUACAAAGUAGAAUUGAACAACUUGAAGCAAAAUUAGGUUUAGCUGUGAGUUCGACUCCAGACGGUCAACAGGGAGAUUCUGCUACCAGCCAUUUACUAAACGCGGCUCAAACUAUGAACAGUGCCACAGUGGGACACGAAAAGCUCACUGAAGCUGUGAAUAUGGCCAAUGAACUGAAUAAUUACACCGACCCAAAUUUCGUUGAAAUGAGCGAGCAGAGCGACAAGCACCAGCAGGCGGUGGCAGCUGCGGAGCCCGUGCUGCGCCACCACUGCUCCUGCAUGCACCGCUGCAAACAGGCUGUUCCAGUAUUAGAGUCUGAACCAAUACAGCAUGUUCCUGAAAUGCAGGCAACUGUUGAUAACAUGCACCAAGCUGCAGCAGAAGUAAAGGCUGAAGCAGACGCAGUAUCGCUUGGAAUACAAGAAAUAGCAGAGACAUGCGGCGCGGCUGCGGCGGCGGCCUCGGAGCAGCUGGCGGGCGCUGCGCGGCGCGUCGAGCAGGCUGAGCAGAAGCUGUUCCCGCAGCGCAGGAACGGCCUGGAUUAGCUGAGCCCAUCCCUCGGUUCUCCACUUUCCACUCUACGCUCCACCACUGCUUUACUGCAUUUGGUUCUUUAUCUAGUCGAUUUUAUGCUUUUCCGGACUUAU